Messenger RNA from Cheilinus undulatus (humphead wrasse), 4028 nucleotides. RefSeq lists its product as uncharacterized. NCBI's taxonomy places the organism in Eukaryota, Metazoa, Chordata, Actinopteri, Labriformes, Labridae. The transcript is spliced from 9 exons. The record is from RefSeq and is a predicted model, not a curated record. Bases 127 to 3276 code for a protein of 1049 amino acids.
CCUCUCAGUGAUUCAGAUGAGAGUAUUGUGGAAGACACCGAUUAUGAGGAUUCUAUAAAGGAUUAUUCUGAUGUGCAAUCAGACAUUGAAGUUGUUCCAAAGCUGAGAAGGGCAAAAAGCAUUCAGAUGAGAAAAGUAUCCAAAUAUUCUGAUGCCCUCUACAAUUCAAGUGAUGACAUUACAGAGGACACAUCUACUUGGUCUAAGUCUGAGAUGGCUUCACAAAGGCCAAAGAGAGGCUGCGUCCAUCCUAUGCAAAAGAUUCUUGUAGGAUCAGAUGCCUCAAGUGCAGAUAGUGGAGAGGAGUAUAUUCCAGGUCCCAUGGAGGAGAGCACAGACAGUGACUGCAGCUUGGAAAUACCCAUGGCAAAUAAGAAUAUGAAAAAAGUAUCUACUAUUCCAAAAAGAUGCAAGUCUUCCAGUAAGGAUAGGUUCAAGUCUUCCAGUCAGAGCCAGUUCAAGUCCUCCAGCCAGAGCCAGUUUGAGUCCUCCAGUCAGAGCCAGUUCAAGUCCUCCAGUCAGAGCCAGUUUGAGUCCUCCAGCCAGAGCCAGUUUGAGUCCUCCAGUCAGAGCCAGUUCAAGUCCUCCAGUCAGAGCCAGUUCAAGUCCUCCAGCCAGAGCCAGUUUGAGUCCUCCAGUCAGAGCCAGUUUGAGUCCUCCAGUCAGAGCCAGUUCAAGUCCUCCAGCCAGAGCCAGUUUGAGUCCUCCAGCCAGAGCCAGUUUGAAUCCUCCAGUCAGAGGGGGUUUGAGUCUUCCAGUCAGAGCAGCAGCUUUGAAACAAACAAUGGUCCUGCUGAAAGCACUUGUAUGAAUGAAGAGAAGGUGGGGCAAACAUGUACUGAUGAGCAUGAGCUUGAAAACCAUGAAAACAAUGCAUCUGUCUAUGUUAAUCCAGUUUUGAAGAAGGAGGAUGGUUCAAGACGGUAUAACAAGAAGCAUCACUGCUUUUAUUGUAAAAAAGUAGUUCAAAAAAUGUCAAGACAUUUGUUACGUAGCCACAAUGAUGAAAUUGACGUUUCAAAAGCAUUCAGUUUUCCAAAAAACUCAAAAGAAAGACGACUGCACUUAGAUUUAAUCAGAAACAAAGGAAACUUUGAACAUAACACUGAAGUUUUGGAGAGCCAGAAAGGAAAGCUAAUACCAUUCAAGCAGCCAAAGAAAAAGACUGAGGGACAAAAAUUUCUACAUUGUGUGUACUGCUAUGGACUGUUUACAAAACGAGUCAUGUGGCGACAUUUUCAGGUUUGCAAAUUCAAGCCUCAGGACAAGACAUCUAAACCAGGUAAAACAAGGAUCCAGACACUGUGUGCUUUUGCUGAACCAGCUCCUCCUGGAUUUAGUGAUGCAUACUGGAAGUUCUUGAAUGAUAUGAAUCAAGACGAGAUUGCAAUAGCUGUAAAGAAAGACCGCUACCUUCUGGAGUACGGCUACAGACUGUUCAAGAAGAACGAAAGGGUAAUCAGCCAACACCAGCAUAUUCGACAAAAGCUGAGGGAGCUUGGCAGGCUGAUACUGGCAGCAAAAAAAGUUGCACCAGCGAAGACUAUAAAAGAACUUAUAAAACCUGAAAAGUAUGUUCAUGUUGUCACUGCUGCAAGAUGCUUAGCUGGAUUCAGUGAUGAAACAGGCAAAUAUAAAUGUCCAUCACUGGCUCGCAAAGUUGGACACAGCUUGCUUGCUUUGGCCAUGUUUAAGAAGUCUGAAGGAUUGAAGGCUAGAGAUAAAGAAACAGUCCAAGACGCUGAGGAAUUUGCACAGCUAUACCAAGAAAGCUGGAAAUUUGACAUUGCAAGCCAAGCACUGAUUCAGCUCGACCAGUCGAAGUGGAAUUCUCCUCAACUCUUACCAUUCACACAGGAUGUCCAAAGUCUUCAUGCCCAGUUGUCUGAAAAACAACAGCAACACUUAGAUGCCCUGAAAGAAGAGGUUUCCCCCUCAAACUGGAAAGACCUGGCAAAAGUGACGCUGGCACAAGUUAUCCUCUUCAACCGACGGAGAGAAGGAGAGGUAUCCAAAAUGCCCUUGUCUGUGUACUUGUCAAGAGACCUAUCAGAAACGCAUGAAGAUGUUAACUUGGCCCUUACAGAACUUGAGCAGAAGCUUUGCAAACAUUUUGUCCGGAUAACCAUUGUUGGAAAGAGAGGAAGGAAAGUUCCUGUUCUCCUCACUCCACUCAUGAGGGAAUCUCUUGAUACUCUGGUUGAGAAGCGAGAAGAAUGUGGGGUACUGACUGAAAAUGGUUUCUUGUUUGCAUUGCCUCAUUCUGUCCACCACCUCAGGGGUUCUGACUGCAUAAGACAGUUAGUGCAUGAAUGUAGUGAUAUCAAAAAUCCCAAAGCUCUGACCUCAACAAAACUCAGGAAGCACAUUGCAACACUCUCUACUGUUCUAAAUCUGAAGAACACAGAACUUGACCAGCUGGCAGAUUUCCUUGGGCAUAACAUUGAUGUACACAGAAAGCACUACCGCCUUCCAGAGGGGACCCUCCAGCUCGCCAAAAUAAGCAAAGUUCUUCUGGCAUUGGAGCAGGGAAAGCUAGGCAAAUACAAAGGAAAGAGCUUGGAUGAAAUUCACAUCGAUCCAAAUGAGACUGUUGAAAUUGAAGCUUGUUCACAAGAGGACAUGGAAGAUGCCAGCAUGGCAGAAGGCCAGGGGUCGGAAGAUGAGACCAUCAUCACGUCAUUACAAGAAAGGACUUUUGCCCAAAACCAAAGGAGGGAGUUUGCGAAAAAGAGUGUAAGCAGGCACAUUGUACACGAGGUUGGUACUCAGUUCCUCCCACUCCAGUUCGAAGCUGCGCGUAUGUUGGACUUCGGUGUUUGGAAAGCCAUUGCUGGCAUUACAGAGACACAGGAGUCAGAAGAUGCGGACAGUGUGACGCCACUGCCAGACAGCACAUCUGCAGCAUCUGCCCAAAACCAGAGAAGCUCUGCAAAAACUAGAGAUGGCAGUAUACCAGAAGCUCAGGAAUCAGAAGAUGAGGCCAGCACCGCAUCACUACAAGAGAGGACCUCUACAGCGUCUGCCCAAAACCAGACAAGGUUUUCAAAAAAGAGAGGUAAACAAACUGUUGUUAAAAGAACCUGGACACCAGAGGAAUGUGCUGCAGUAGAACGCCAUUUAAAGAAAUUCAUUCUGAUGAACCAAGUCCCAGGGAAGGAGGACUGUCAGCGCUGCAUCUCUGCAGAACCUCAAGCCCUGAAGAGUCGAGACUGGAGGGCAGUGAAGUACUUUGUUAAAAAUCGAAUUGCUUCUCUGCGAAGAAAGUUAGAGUGAAAGUGUUUCUCUGUACAGGGUAAAAGAUAGGCUUGUAGGAGGAAGUGCUAUAAUAUUUGAGAUAGCCCUACUGGAGGCAGAACAGAACACGAAAAUGUUUUUAUAUUCUCUGAAGUCUCAUAUAUAUAAAAUAGAUUCUUGCAUUAUAACGUACACUGAGCUCAGGUGCAUCAACUUCCCACUCAGUCUGACUAUUUAUUUCUGAAAUUAUUCAGUGAAUGUGCUGCAGUAUUCAUAAAUAUAACCACUUUACAUUAAAAUGUUUAUUCCAGAAUCUACUUAAUAUAUCUGAGACUGUAGAGCAUCUGAAAACAUGUUUGUGCUCUGUUUUACCUCCAGUAAGGGCAUCUGAAAUACUAAAGCUGUCAAAGUUGCCAAUGUUAUCAUGUUUUUAUGUUAUUAUAUUUUGUUCUUAUCAACACAAGGAGCUGUCAGACUGCUUUCCUGUAAUCAAAGCUCACAGUAAUAAUCAGCAGUUGAUUCAUGUUCAGCAGGUGAUUGUUUUUUGAUCAUCACUGCCCUGUCUACCCAAUGUGAGGAGAGAAGAUGCAGGAUGUAAACCUCUGAUGCAGCCUUGCAGUAUUUUGUUAAUAAAAAACCUAUAGAAACAACUGAUAUCUCCAUCUAGUUUUUGGUCCCUGCAAAGGUAGAAGGACUAGAAAUAUCUGUGUGUGUGUGGAAGUGGAUCCCACAAGUGACAAAUGCUAGAAACGUGUCCCAUAAGUGACCAAAAAAACUAGCACAGAGAAAAA